GCUGUGAUAACACAAGUACAAUAAGCAUGACAAAAAACCCUGUGCAACACUCUAGAACUAAACACAUUGAAAUAAAAUACCACUUUAUUAGAGACCUGAUUCAAGAAGGACAUAUUUGCUUGCAGUUUGUGUCAACCGAGUCUCAACUAGCCGACCUAUUUACAAAACCCCUUCCCAGCGAACGUUUCUUGCAAAUUUGUACAGAACUAGGGUUAAAAUCUGCGUGUCAGAUCAAAAAUCUCUCUCUCUAAUCCCCGAUAGGUCCUUUUUCUACUCUAGGGUCUCUGCGUAUCUUGGUUUGAUAACCAUAAGCCUUUUUCUGCUCAUGCUUGCUUUGUCCCAAGGAUUAUCCAUGGAAGCUCGCAUCUAAUCAUUACAUCUUUUCACUGCCCGCUCCACUUGGAAAACUCUUCAGCUUCCGUUCCGCUCCUUAUCUCCUAUGGUUAUAAAAUCCUCUUCACUCGUGUUUUGCUAUUCACGCUUCCUUUCAGCAAAACAUCCAAAGACUCAGAGAGAACUCCCUUGUCUUCAAACAUGAGUGAUUACAUGCCUCGCCCGUUUCGUUUUGAUGGUUUGGUUCACACUUUUUCUGGUUACAUGUUCCACGAACCAAGAGUGCUCAAUCACCAUCGUUAUCUCCAACAUUUCGAUAAGAGAAGGCUUCAUCACAUCACUCAACUUGAUCCAUAUGAAUUCAAUGUCUACAAGUACGACAUUAUUUCUCUUAUCGAAGGGCUUGGGUGGGAUUUUCUCCUUCGUCAACCUAUUCAUCCUGCUUGCCCAGGAGCUGUCAAGUACUUUUUCUCCAAUCUUCAGAGUCCUGGUAUUAGCUCAAGGAGGUUUACCACUCUGAUUUAUGGACAUCUGCUGACUGUUCCAGUUGAUGCUCUUAAUGGCAUCCUCGGGUUUCCCUCUCAGGGACUCGGUCUUGCUCAUCCUUCUGAAUUUUGGAAGCAUGAGUUCAAGAUUGAUAUAGAGUACAACAACUUCUCCACUGAGCCAACUGGUGGCUCUGAUGUCCCUAUACCUGUUGCUUGGCUGUCCCCCAGACUGAGGAUCUUCCAUUACUUCCUCACUCAUGUUUUCUUUCCUCGGUCCUACAAUCAGGACUGUGUUCUUCCCAUGGAUCUCUGGAUCAUUGCCAAUGCAACUGCAAGACGAAAGCUUGACUUUGCAAGCAUCAUGUUUGGUCAGCUCCUCCCUGUAGGAGACGAAAACUACAAGGGUCUCCUCCCUUUUGGAUCCAUUAUCACCAGGUUACUAAUCAACCUUGGUGUUGACCUAUCCGAGUUUCGAAGUAUCUCCUCCACUAUGUAUGUCAGUGCACUUAAUGUGCUGAUGAUACUUGACUUGCCAACUGAUAUUCCUCCUCCUCCUCCUCCUCCUCCUUCUGCAUCUCUUCUAGGUGCUCCUCCAAAGUCUCGGUCUGUUAAGAAAGGAGCCUCUGGGAAGAAGUCAAAAUCUGCUGGUGAAUCCAGCAAGUCUGGGAACCUUGUGUUCUCUAUCUCUGAAGGCAGUGGCUCCUCUGAUGAUUCUGCUGCCUCUGCUCCUCCUGCCUAAUUUCUUUAGUUCUUCUCUAGCUGUGUUUUUUUAUGUUUUUCUCGUUUAGUAUCUUGUGUUUAGGGGGAACAAGUUCUUUUGUGUUCACGGGGAACUGAUAUCCAGUUCCAAGUAGUUAGGGGGAAUAUCUUCGAUAUCCCCACAUUUUGCUUUCUCUUUCCCCCUUGUACUGCUGUUCUCCUUGUAACUGUCGUUAAUUAAUGCAAAUUCUGUUUUCCGUUAGGAUUCUUGGUCUGCUGGUGUGUUUGUUAUUUUUGCCUUGCAGGUUACUCAACUACUUGGACGAAGGGGGAAAUUGUUGACUGAAACGACGAUGCUUUACUCAGCCUAAAACGAUGUCGUAGGCAUACCAAGGAAACGGUCACAAAUCUGGUUUCGUCCUUCGCAGUUGGUCUCCUUCUUUUUGAGUCAACCAUUUUCUGCUCUUCUCAAGAGAUCGAUGAACCGACUUCGAAGCUCUCUUCUCCACCGACCUUCUCCACCGCCUCUACUCAGCUAGUAAUCCAAGGAUCCAUCAGAAGCGCAUGAGCGCCUUGUGUAGGGAACUGUCAUCUUUUUGUACGGUAUAAAUAGUAAGUAGGUCUUUGAUUUCAAGUUGUAGCAGUUGGUAUUAAGAGAGAUCGAGAUAUACUCUUGUAUCAUGGGCUAAGUUCAUUCCUUUCUUCAGUAGAUAGAUCACAGGAGUUGUAAACUGGGUGAUCUAGUCUUGGGAAGUUGGGAUUGAGUGUUUCCUUUUGCUGUUGAAAGUGCCAAGGUUCUUGGCGUGGCUAGGGAUUGUGAAGAUUUUCUGUACCUCUGUUUUACUGUUAAAUACAAGUUUCUUUGCUUCAUACUCAUCUUGAUUUAACAGAACAUGCCAUGACCUUCAACAAAGAUUCGAAACUGAAAUUCCCAUAAUGCGUAGUUCUUGGAGUUGAGACGGGUUGCGAUGUGAUUUGAUUCCAUCAGGCUCUGAUACCAUGUUAAUCAACCCGAAAGAUUGAAACAGAAAGAUAAUCGACACAGAGUUUACGUGGUUUCCUCGUUCAGGGAGAACGAGACUAGUCCACGGCCGAAGUAGUUGUUCUUCUUAUUCAAUUACCCAACACAUACGUACAUGGCAUAUUUAUAUGCCUACACACCGCAACCCUACGUCCAUAAUAAGACUAGUCGAGUUCUAUGAGGAAGGGGAAAGUCUCGACAGUCUCUAAGUCCAAAACCUACACGUCCAACAUAAGCAUACAAUGGGCUUAAGCUCUAUAACAUAACCGAUAUAUAUCUUAACAAACCCACACCAGCACCCUGCCCUCGAUGCGCCCAUCCAGUAAAAGUCACUACUCAAGCAAUGAAGAAUUCCUGUUAGGGGAUGUCGAGCAGCACGAGGCCAUGUGUCUGAUCAAGGAGGGGCAGAUGACGUAUGCAAGGAAAGCUGAGAGGUAUAGUAAUGAUUGAUGUCUUUGUUUACAGAGAUCAUGGUUCAAAUCGCAUGAUUGAUGUAUUUUUUAUGAAUAAAAAAUAAAUAAUCGUGAAGACAAAUAUGUUCUUUCUACUUUCACUCUCGUUAAAGGAAAAUUAAAAUGCUAAAAAUGCUUUAAAUUAAAAUGCUGAAAAAUGCUUUUAACUUUGCUAUUAUAUAUUUGUAGAUUGUUUAUAAUAACAGGGGAUUUUUUAUUCCAUAUAAAUUUCAUAAAAAGGU
Messenger RNA from Linum trigynum, 3235 nucleotides. NCBI's taxonomy places the organism in Eukaryota, Viridiplantae, Streptophyta, Magnoliopsida, Malpighiales, Linaceae. The record is from the annotation of a GenBank genome assembly.